AGAGCCGAGCGGGCGGGCGGCGGGUGCGGAGCGGCGAGUGAGCGAGCGCGCGGCCGCCACAAAGCUCGGCGCCGCGGGGUCUGCGCGCGGCAUAGCUGGCCCGGCGCGGCGACUCCCUUCCAGGCUGGCGGGGCCCGGGCGCCCCGAGGCGGCGGCUUUCCCGGGCGUUCGGAGCGUUCCCAAGUUGAGAGCAAAGUUUGCUGGAGAAAACGCCGAGCCCGGGUCCUUUCUGCCUCGCGCUCCCCGAACCCGAGGGCAGCCCGCAGGCGUCAUGCCCGCACUCCUCCGCAGCCCGGGGCGCGCGUGAAGUCCCGGAGCCUUGGAGUCUGCGAGGACCCGAGGACCACGUCUGUGCUGGAGUUGCCCGAGCUCCUGGCUUCCUGCAUCCCGCCCCACGCCGGGCUCGGCGACAGAACCGAUCCCCGAGGAGCGUUGCCAUUCAAGAGGCUGCAGUGGCCGCAGCAGGCACCCCGGUUCACGAGCCCACUGCAGGCUGAAGGCGUUGCUGGCAGUCCAUGCCCGUAGAGGAGGUGUGCAGAUGGGAUUGACGUCCACAUGGAGAUAUGGAAGAGGACGGGGGACUGGCACCGUAACCAUGGUCAGCUGGGGUCGCUUCAUCUGCCUGGUUGUGAUCACCAUGGCAACUUUGUCCCUGGCCCGGCCCUCCUUCAAUUUAGUUGAGGAUACCACACUAGAGCCGGAAGAGCCACCAACCAAAUACCAAAUCUCCCAACCCGAAGUUUAUGUGGCUGCGCCCGGGGAGUCGCUUGAGUUGCGCUGCCUGUUGAGAGAUGCCGCCACGAUCGGUUGGACUAAGGAUGGGGUACACUUGGGGCCCAACAAUAGGACAGUGCUUAUUGGGGAAUACUUGCAGAUAAAAGGUGCCACACCUAGAGACUCCGGCCUCUAUGCUUGUACCGCUGCUAGGACUGUAGACAGUGAGACUGUCUACUUCAUGGUGAAUGUCACAGAUGCCAUCUCAUCUGGAGAUGAUGAGGACGACACCGAUGGCUCCGAGGAUUUUGUCAGUGAGAACAGUGACAACAAGAGAGCACCGUACUGGACCAACACUGAAAAGAUGGAGAAGCGGCUGCACGCUGUCCCUGCAGCCAAUACUGUCAAGUUUCGCUGUCCAGCUGGGGGAAGUCCAGCACCAACUAUGAGGUGGCUGAAAAACGGAAAGGAAUUUAAGCAGGAGCAUCGCAUUGGAGGCUAUAAGGUACGAAACCAGCACUGGAGCCUUAUCAUGGAAAGUGUGGUCCCAUCCGACAAAGGAAACUAUACCUGUGUGGUAGAGAAUGAAUAUGGGUCCAUCAAUCACACAUACCACCUGGAUGUCGUUGAGCGAUCGCCACACCGGCCCAUCCUCCAGGCAGGACUGCCAGCAAAUGCGUCCACUGUGGUUGGAGGGGACGUGGAGUUUGUCUGCAAAGUUUACAGCGAUGCUCAGCCCCACAUCCAGUGGAUCAAACACGUUGAAAAGAAUGGCAGCAAAUACGGGCCCGAUGGACUGCCCUACCUCAAGGUGUUGAAGCACUCGGGGAUAAAUAGUUCCAAUGCAGAAGUGCUGGCUCUGUUCAAUGUGACUGAGGCGGAUGCUGGGGAAUAUAUAUGUAAGGUCUCCAAUUAUAUAGGGCAGGCCAACCAGUCUGCCUGGCUCACUGUCCUGCCAAAACAGCAAGCUCCUGUAAGAGAAAAGGAGAUUACAGCUUCCCCAGACUACCUGGAGAUAGCCAUUUACUGCAUAGGGGUCUUCAUAAUCGCCUGCAUGGUGGUGACAGUCAUCCUGUGCCGAAUGAAGUCCACGACCAAGAAGCCAGACUUCAGCAGCCAGCCAGCUGUGCACAAGCUGACCAAGCGCAUCCCCCUGCGGAGACAGGUUUCUGCUGAGUCCAGCUCCUCCAUGAACUCCAACACCCCACUGGUGAGGAUAACAACACGCCUCUCUUCAACAGCCGACACCCCCAUGCUCGCAGGGGUCUCCGAGUAUGAACUGCCUGAAGAUCCAAAGUGGGAGUUUCCACGGGAUAAGCUGACGCUGGGCAAGCCCCUGGGGGAAGGUUGCUUUGGGCAAGUGGUCAUGGCUGAAGCUGUGGGAAUCGACAAAGAAAAGCCCAAGGAGGCCGUCACUGUGGCAGUGAAGAUGUUGAAAGAUGAUGCCACAGAGAAGGACCUUUCUGACCUGGUGUCAGAGAUGGAGAUGAUGAAGAUGAUUGGAAAACACAAGAAUAUCAUCAACCUCCUCGGAGCCUGCACUCAGGAUGGGCCGCUGUAUGUCAUAGUCGAGUAUGCCUCGAAAGGCAACCUCCGUGAAUACCUCCGGGCCCGGAGGCCGCCUGGGAUGGAGUACUCCUAUGACAUUAACCGUGUUCCCGAGGAGCAGAUGACCUUCAAGGACUUGGUGUCUUGCACCUACCAGCUGGCCAGAGGCAUGGAAUAUUUGGCUUCCCAAAAAUGUAUUCAUCGAGAUUUAGCAGCCAGGAAUGUUUUGGUAACAGAAAACAAUGUGAUGAAAAUAGCAGACUUUGGAUUGGCCAGAGAUAUCAACAACAUAGACUAUUACAAAAAGACUACAAAUGGGAGACUUCCAGUCAAGUGGAUGGCUCCAGAAGCCCUUUUUGAUAGAGUGUACACCCAUCAGAGUGACGUCUGGUCCUUCGGCGUGUUGAUGUGGGAGAUCUUCACUUUAGGAGGCUCGCCCUACCCAGGGAUUCCCGUGGAGGAACUUUUCAAGCUGCUUAAGGAAGGACACAGGAUGGAUAAGCCAGCAAACUGCACCAAUGAACUGUACAUGAUGAUGAGGGACUGCUGGCACGCAGUGCCCUCCCAGAGACCAACGUUCAAGCAGUUGGUCGAAGACUUGGAUCGCAUUCUCACUCUUACAACCAACGAGGAAUACUUGGACCUCAGUCAGCCUCUCGAACAGUAUUCACCUAGUUACCCCGACACAAGGAGCUCUUGUUCUUCAGGAGAUGAUUCUGUUUUCUCCCCGGACCCCAUGCCUUACGAACCAUGCCUUCCUCAGUAUCCACAUAUAAACGGCAGUGUUAAAACAUGAAUAGGUUUGUCCUCCUGUCCCUCCACAGGGCAGCACCAGGAACCUAGCUACACUGAGCAGGGGGCCAUGCCUCCAGGAGCUUGUUGUCUCCGAUUGUAUAUAUGGAUCAGAGGAGUAAAUAAUUGGAAAAGUAAUGUGCACACGUGUAAAGAAUCCAUGCAGUUGGAAACUUAUAAUCUUCACCAGGAGAAGAAGAAGGUUUCUGGGGGAAUGGACUGCCAUGGGCCACCACAUGCCCAUGACCCGCUGUGGGUACUGGCUGUGGACCAGCUGGACUCAAGGCAAACAUAUGUUCUGCCUUCCUUGUGAAUUUUGUAAUAAUUGGAGAAAAUAUAUGUCAGCACACACUUACAGAGCACAGUUGCAGUAUAUAGGUGCUGGAUGUAUGUAAAUAUAUUCAAAUUAUGUAUAAAUAUAUAUUAUAUAUUUACAAGGAAUUAUUUUUUGUAUUGAUUUUAAAUGGAUGGCCCAAAUGCACCUAGAAAAUUGGUCUCUUUUUUUAAAUAGCUAUUUGCUAAAUGCUGUUCUUAUACAGAAUUUCUAAAUUUUCACCGAACAGAGGUGGAAAAGUACUUUUUCUUUCAGGGAAAAUGGUAUAACAUUAAUUUAUUAAUGAAUUGGUAAUAUACAAAACAAUAAUCAUUUAUAGUUUUUGUAAUUUAAGUGGCAUUUCUAUGUAGGCAGCACAUUGGACUAGUUAAUCUGUUGCUUGGACUUAACUAGUUAUCAGAUCCUCUGAAAAGAGAAAUAUUUACAGAAUAUAACUAAUUCGAAGAAGACGAAGGUUUUGAUUUAUUUGUGUUUAAACCCUGCUGUCAGCUGAUGGUUUCUGAACCACCUAAAUGCCCGUAGUGAAGGAACCCCUUGCUAAGAAGGUGUUUUGUUUUGAUGCGCAACUCUGCCCCUGGGCUCGAGUAACAUUUAACUGGACUUCGCAAGACACGUGGUACCAGCAUUCUCUUAAAAAGGUGCCUUAAUGCCUUAAUCCAUUCCUCAAGGAUGGACCUUUGCUGAGAUGAUAGAAGAAUGUACUUCUCUGUGGCAGCUGGCCUUCUGCCCCUGAGUUGCACAUUAAUCAGAUUAGCCUGUGUUCUCGUCCGUGAAUUUUGAUAAUGGCUUCCAGAUUCACUGGUGUUAGAGAAGCCUUUUAGGACCUUUACGUCUCAUCAUAGAAAAUUGAAACAGAGUUUUCUGUUGAUAGUUUUGGGGAUACUUCCAUCUUUUUAAGGGAUUGCUUCUGGCAGGACCUCACCAAAAGAUCCGGCCUAAUAUGAACAUCAGACAAAAUAUUACCGUGUUGUUCCUUCUGUAAUUAAAGUAUCGUGUUUUGCUUUCAAAACGCCCACUCACCCUGAAAUAGCCUUGCACGUGAAUGCAGAUUACACUGAUUUUACGUGUUACGAAAUUGGAGAAAGUAUUUAAUAAAACCUGUUAAUUUUUAUACUGACAAUAAAAAAAUGUUUCUACAGAUAUUAAUGUUAACAAGACAAAAUAAAUGUCAUGCAGCUUAUUUUUUUAAUA
Molecule: messenger RNA, 4579 nt
Organism: Manis pentadactyla (Chinese pangolin)
Lineage: Eukaryota; Metazoa; Chordata; Mammalia; Pholidota; Manidae
Gene: FGFR2
Product: fibroblast growth factor receptor 2
Exons: 18
Coding region: 539-3058 (839 amino acids)
Biological process (GO): positive regulation of kinase activity; protein phosphorylation; multicellular organism development
Cellular component (GO): signaling receptor complex; membrane
Molecular function (GO): ATP binding; fibroblast growth factor binding; fibroblast growth factor receptor activity
Source: RefSeq, a predicted model, not a curated record